AUGCGGGCCUUCUCACUUGUCGGCCUUCCCUCGUCUCUGCUGCUGCUCAUUACAGCCCAUGUCGGCGCAGAGAACCCCACGGCAAUCCGCAAAAUGUCACCAAACGCCGGCGAGAAGCUGCUCCCCGACGAUCUUGCUUUCGCCAAGGAUGUCUUCGAUACGCCGCUGACACCUCACGAGAAACUUCUUGCUGCCCGGAUGGCCGACGACGCUUUCCUCUACAACGCCUCCUACCCGCAUCGCCCGCCCUUUGCAUCACACAGCUCCCAGGCUGGUUUGGGCUGGGAGCAUUUCCGCCGGGCUAUCGACGUGUUGAACCUCCUCGAGAAAAGACAAGCUUGCCCCACGAAGAUGAACAGCUGUGAGACCAUCGGUUCGCCGGAUAAGUGCUGCAUGACCAACGAGGUGUGUGUGAAGGUGGUGGAUGAGAGUGUUGGAAACGUCGCUUGCUGUCCGGCGGGCGCAUCUUGCAACGGACCUGUUGGAAUCUGCCCCAUUGGCACAACAAGCUGUGCGGCGGAUGUUGGCGGUGGCUGCUGCAUUCCGGGUUACGUCUGCCAGGGUUCCGGCUGUAAGUACACUUUCGAACUCCCAAAGGACUUUGACUGA
Molecule: messenger RNA, 609 nt
Organism: Colletotrichum chrysophilum
Lineage: Eukaryota; Fungi; Ascomycota; Sordariomycetes; Glomerellales; Glomerellaceae
Exons: 1
Coding region: 1-609 (202 amino acids)
Source: RefSeq, a predicted model, not a curated record